This is a messenger RNA of Gamsiella multidivaricata, 3240 nucleotides long. RefSeq names its product kinase-like domain-containing protein. Gene Ontology annotation, cellular component: membrane; cytoplasm. The transcript is spliced from 7 exons. Bases 103 to 3156 code for a protein of 1017 amino acids. Gene Ontology annotation, molecular function: 1-phosphatidylinositol 4-kinase activity. Gene Ontology annotation, biological process: phosphatidylinositol-mediated signaling; phosphatidylinositol phosphate biosynthetic process. Lineage: Eukaryota; Fungi; Mortierellomycota; Mortierellomycetes; Mortierellales; Mortierellaceae. The record is from RefSeq and is a predicted model, not a curated record.
CUCUUGCUCCUUUGUCAUCAUCCCUCAUCAUCUAAACAAGAAGCGCUACCGCCCUUCCUCCAGCCGAUCCCUCCAUUUCCUCAUCUUCCCUUUCACGUCAAUAUGAUGAAUUCGGGGAACUCGAUGCUGCUCCGGCUGUUCAAGUCGGAAUUCUUCAACGCCUGGAUCGCGGUCUCUUAUUUGUUCAAAUACCCAGAUGCCGUUGGCAUCCAGCACUAUCUGUGUAAUGAACUGAAGAAGUUCCCUCUCGACGAGAUUGAGUUCUUUCUCCCCCAGCUUGUACAUUUGCUGAUCAGCCGGCCUUCAGAGUCCGUGGCGCUUGAGAACUUCAUUCUGGACCGGUGCCAGAUAUCGUCGCAUAUGGCCAUCCUGACAUUAUGGUACCUGCAGGCUUACACGUCAGAUCUCGCUGCUUCACCCAACACACCUUCGUUCAAACUGUGCAAACGCGUGUUCAACAAGUGCCAGGCAAUUGUCUUUGCAACAGAGACGCCAGGAGAAUAUGAGGACAUCUAUGUUAAAAACGGCGUUCCAAAAGUUAGGGAGAAUGCGUUUUCAGCCAUGGUCGGCAUGGGCGUCAUGCUCGCAGCGUUCGGUCAGCCCCUAAUGACCAAGAGUCCGGGUCAAUUAGCCCUUGCUCAAGGUCGACGGCCCAGGGCGUUCAGCGUAACUGCGGAUAAUGCCGAGGAGAGUGCUGCAGGGGAGACGCAAUCACAACAAGCCGAAACCCAGCAACAGCCGCAACAGCAACAAUCUCAUCAUCAGCAGCAGCAGCACACCAAUCAAACAGAAUCGCAACAGCCCGGUCAUGUCAGUCACGCGUCUCCACAAGAAAGUGGCCGGUCCACGCCAGCGGGAAGCAUGACUAAGCACGAUGCCGAAGGAACUACCACCCCUCGAUCCGCUACAGGAGAACCGGGCUCGCCUCAUGCGACCGUUGCAGGAAUGAGUGUGUCGACUGUCCACAAUAUCCAACGGAAUCACGUUGUCACGUCGCCAUCACUGGAAGACCUUCGAGGAGGCCAAGCUUUCAAGCUGCGACGCGACCGUUACGCCAGCCCGCGAUACAGUCACGAUACCGCUCCAUCGUCGCCUAUCAGCCUACGGUUCUCGGAUCGGGACUCAAUGGAUGGACGAUCUUCAGCUGCCUCUCUGGAGUUGGCAAGGCGCUCAUAUUUCCACUCAGAGAUGCAGUUCCUGUUGGCCCUGGUCGAUAUUGCGACCAGGCUCGUGAUUGUACCCAAACCAGCACGUUUGAGUGCACUCCGUGCUGAGCUCACAUUGCUAAACCACAACUUGCCAGCCGAGAUCUGUGUGCCGCUUUGGUGCAAGGCCACAGUUGAGCAUCCUUCGCACCACCGCGUUGUGCGUAUACCACCUCAAGAUGCCGUCGUCUUGAAUUCUGCAGAUCGCGUGCCUUAUUUACUUCAAGUUGAAGUUCUCGAAACGGAUAUGAGCGUUGAAGAGAUUCGGGCGCAACGCAGGGACCUUCAUGAGUCUGAGGACGGCAGCCACCAUGGGCAUGAAUACCAUACAAAGGAGGUGCAGAUGAACGAGGAUGGAACCAUUCAACUCGAGCACGCAAUUGCCUCGCAUGAAAACAGCGAACAGAAUGACUAUGAUACCGACGAGACACUGUCAGCAAAAGCAGACGACUCUAUUUCACCCAACGGUGUCGAGAAUGGAGGCCGUUCGGUUGAUGGGGCGCCUCGACCACCUGUAGGCUCACUGGCCGAUCUAACAAUUUCACCCCCAGGAUCGCCCUCACCGGCUAGCCCUGUCGUUUCCGUGGAUCUCACUGGACGGAUGAAGAGCCCCGCACCACUCUCACCUUCUGCAGGAGGCUCCUUUCGACCACCAACUCAAUCUCGCUCAAAUGAGGCAUACCUUCAGACGGUUUUGAAGCGUCGGGCAUCCAACAGCGCGGAUGAUUUUGCAGAGAAGAUGAGGACGGCAGCUGUGAUGCUAGCCCAGCUGAGCCAACAACAAGCUGCUCAGCAGGUAGGCGCAGGCGCAAGUAGUAACUCGAGAACGAGUGCACAAUCGCGCUCGAGCAUCAAGGCAAAGGCGACAUCAGUCGAAGAUAUUCGGGCCAAGAUCAUAAAGGAGAUGAUGGCCUUGGAGGAGCAGAGAAUGCAGAGAAUGAAGGACGAGGGUGUAAGCAGUGGAAUUGGAGGUGGCGGCGGCGAAGGUGCUGGAAGCGAGAUGCUGGAGGACGAGCGCAAGAUCAUGGCCAACGUUACCACUGAUGAUCCAAGUGCUGCUGUAUUCUCUGAAGACUGGGAUACCAAGAUGAGCCGUAUCAGAGAGAAUUCACCCUAUGGUCAUUUGCCGUCCUGGCAGCUGCUCUCUGUGAUUGUGAAGCAAGGUGCGGACCUGAGGCAAGAGCAGCUGGCCUGCCAAUUGAUCCGUGAAAUGGGAUGGAUCUGGGAGCGUGCCAAGAUCGAUGUUUGGAUCACUUAUAUGCGUAUCCUUGUUACUUCAGAUAACUCUGGCUUGAUCGAGACCGUUCGCAACACCAUCUCGAUCCACUCUAUCAAGAAGGAUGCUUAUGCUCGUCGAUUGAACGAAGUCGGAGUCGUCUUUACCCUCUACGACUACUUCCAGCAGAAAUUCGGCGAUCCAGCAAGCGAAAAGUAUAUUAAGGCGCAGGACAACUUUAUGCGGUCCUUGGCUGCCUAUUCUGUAAUCACAUAUGUUCUUCAGAUCCGCGACCGGCACAACGGCAACAUCCUGCUGGAUACAGAGGGCCACAUCAUCCACAUUGAUUUUGGAUUCAUGCUGUCGAACUCUCCGGGCUCUGUUGGAUUCGAGCUUGCGCCGUUCAAGCUGCCGCAGGAAUAUCUGGAUGUGCUUGGAGGAGUUAACAGCGAGAAGUUUGCAGAGUUCAAGCAGCUUUUGAAGAAGGCCUUCAUGGCGGUGCGAAAACAUACCGAAAACAUUGUGCUGUUGAUCGACAUGAUGUCCAAGGACUCAAAGCUGCCGUGUUUCCAGUACGGUGACAACGCAGCGCAGGCUGUUCGGGAUCGGUUAGCGCUCAAUUUGACAGAGGUCCAGGCGGAGGAGUUUGUGGAGAAGCUGAUUAUGAGCAGCUGCUGCAACGUCUUUACGCGACUUUAUGAUACCUUCCAAUACUACUCGAACGGAAUCCUGUAAAGGAGAUAGACUUUGAAAGGGAGGUGGUUUAGCAAGCCAGGUCAAAGCAAAUAUAAUAGAUACAGCAUUAAUAACAAAGGGGAA